Molecule: messenger RNA, 7232 nt
Organism: Anastrepha obliqua
Lineage: Eukaryota; Metazoa; Arthropoda; Insecta; Diptera; Tephritidae
Gene: tacc
Product: mucin-2
Exons: 12
Coding region: 105-4337 (1410 amino acids)
Biological process (GO): cerebral cortex development; mitotic spindle organization; cell population proliferation
Cellular component (GO): cytoplasm
Source: RefSeq, a predicted model, not a curated record
GAAACAAAUUAUUUGCUCUACAACUACGCGCAAUUGUCGCGAAUCGUUAAAAUAAAAGCAUAAACACAAAAAGACAGUACUAUAAAAGUUCACAUCCAAAAACAAUGGAUUUCAUUUCUAAUCUUAUAAAGCGCCCAAUAAGUUUGGUACGUAGGGACUCUAUGUCCCCUACGCCAACGGAUCAAGGACAAACCGCAACAUCAUCACGACCUACCACACCACAACACUCAUAUUCAGCACUAUUGCCCUUUGAUCGGCCCAUCACACCAGAAGAGCGACAGCAGCAUAUAGCAAAUGCAUUGAACGAUUGCCUGGGGGCACCAAAUAUACUGGAAACUUUGAACAUAGACGACGAAUUUCGUCCCAUUGCAGCGACGGUGACGGCAACACGCGCCGGUUCACCACCCCUUAACCGCCAAUCACCUACUCAAGCUAUGUCGCGUUCAUUACAAACCAGCACGAACAGCAGCAAUGGCAGUGGCAGUGGCUCAAAUCCAUCGACAACCACUGGCAAUAUAAUCGAAGAGCUCCUCAUACAAAUCAAUGACAAUUUAAAUAAGGGCGAUCUUCAUACCAGCGCUGAACUGAGCCAAAAUCAUUCACCCAAUCGUCCAUUAUCAGUAUCACCACCGCCAUUGACGCGGGCAUUGUCGUCUGAGUUCAACGCAAUCUGUUCGAAAUCCGCAAAUCUAAAAGGCACACAAUCAUCGCCGUCAAAGGAGUCAUUGCCUUCUCAAUCGCCGCCACUUAAAUCAGCUGCUAUGGCACCUGUGGCUGAUAAUGCCUGCUCCUCAACAAUAAUAGCGAGUGAGAAAAAUCGCUCCGAUAUCGAGCCGAUAGUGGACCUUUAUAGUACGUCCAUCCUCGUGUCGUUCCAAGCGGAUAAGUCCGGCGAGGUUCAAGACGAUUUUAAUGGAACAAAAGUGUCAGAGAUGCCUACUGCUGUGAAUAUUAAUACGGAAGACCGCGCAAAACUAACUUUUGAAGACGGCCUCAUACCAACAUUGACUGCAGCCAUAAAUGAGCAUGAAAAGAGCGCAUGUGCUCGAGGGAAAGACGAAUCCAACAAUAAAGCUAUUCAACACCUAGAAGUAAACAUUGAACCAGAUACGGCUACCUCAUCGGACAAUGAAACCUUCGCAGAAUGUCAAUCCUAUCAAAUUAGCGGUGUUAAUAACGAAUAUGAAUGUAUGGCUGAUGAAUAUAGUUUUGAAAAUUCCGAAAUAGAGUCAUAUUUUAGUGCUGCGAAUUCAAGAAAUGCAACUAUUACAAAUGUAUUGGCGGAUCCCUUAAGUUUAACUAUCCAUAAACCAGAACAGAGUGAGAGUGACCAAGGCGACUUGCAUUCAUUGAUUUCAGCUACGAGUGGAGAAGUGUUGUCAACGGAGCAAAAUACAAAUCUAAUAGAUGACACCUGUGAUGAAGAACCUAUGGAUGUGGAUAUGAGUUUUUCUGAAUUAAAAGAAAAUAUAAACGUUGAACGGAGUCAAUUGCCCACAUCGACCGUAUACGACGAAAAUAUUUCACCAUUAAAAACCGAGGAGACCGAGUGCAAGCUUGCGGAUACUAUAGAAAUUUCAAGAAAUAGUGCUGAUAAUAGCGAGGGUGUUCUGAAAGAUGCCGAAGGGCCUCAACCGGAGAUUGAAACUACACAAUCUGAACAUGAAGCGCCAUUAAAUGCAAAUGCCGAAUUACCUACUUCAACAUGGCAAAACACUAAUUGUGGGCAAAACAACUUAGAUAGCAGCAGUACUGAAAAGGCAUCCGGGGUAACUGCUGAUCUUACACAAGCAACCAUAACUACGAUUUCUCCAAAAUCCCUUAAUUCAACAAAUGACAGUCAGAAUCCCACUGAAGAGUGUGAAAUAAAAAAAUCUUUAAUGAAAGAGAGCAAUAAAGGUUUGUCUGGCUCACACAAUGCUUUGAAUUUGUCAUUAGAUAUGAAUUCAUCAACAAAUAGCAGUAAAAGUUCAGCCUCCUCCCCUGUUUUCCCUUUUAAACAUAAGGAAAGUUCACUUAAACAGUUUCCACGCUCCCCCACAGCUGUUUCACCAAAAAGUAUGACGUUUUUGGAGAAAUCCGAAUAUACGGAGCGCAUUGAAAUCGAACGUAAAAAGUCAACAGCAAGUGAGCCGAAACUUACUUUAUUCGGUUCACGAAAAACAUCUGUUGUAGACGAAAAACCAGCACGGGCCGCAACAACCGAAAAAGAAACGUCAAAAGCAAGUUCAACUCGCCAUAAUAACGAUACUUUAUCUACUGAUAUUGAAUUGAAUACUGAGCCACAUUGCACAUCCAACAGCAGCGCAACAUCUGCUACCAUUGCACCUUUAGAAGAUGCUAGUUUAACUGACAACUUUGACAAACCUCGUACCUUUACUGUAGCGUCUGCUACUGUGACAGAAGACGAAGAGAUCAUUUCGCAAAAAUGUGAAAAUGAGAACAAUAAAAGGCGUACAUUUACUAUACCAAACACUGAGGUAAAUGCAAAUAAAAUCGAAGAGAAAUCUGAGGCUGAAGAUAGACGGCGUAUCAAUAUAUCUACACCUAUUCCAUUAUCUAAAAGCUCGAUCCAUGAAGAAGUGAAUGUACCUAUGGACAUUGACGACACAUUACCUACGGUUUCAACCAAUGAUGAAAACCAAACCAACACCAUUUCAGCGAAUACGCCAGUACAAUCACCCACAACGACAGUCCCUAGUUCACCACCAAUACCUUCACUGCAAAAUCGUAAUGGAAACGCGCUUCCAUUAAACACAUCGCCACCAAUACCAACAUUACAAAAUCGUCCACUAGUAGAAGAAGCUUUCUGUGUACCUACAAGCGCUACGCAUACGCAUGAGCUCGAGUUGGAUGACGAGGCUUUUAAGGUGCCACUACCGCCGUCACCAGCAUCAUCCACGUCAUCGCCACCAAUGCGAGUGGUACAAAAACGUCCUUCCAUACAUGCGUACAAAAAUGGUGAAAAUGUUGUCGAAACCUUGUCGGCAAAAGAGCAAACAAAACGUGACGCCAGUGAUGAGAAGGAUGUGUUUGCAGGAAACUGUACACCCUCACCAAUGGAUGAGCUGCCGUCUUCAACAAGUACCUUUGGUACCUACGCCAAUGAUUUAAACAUGGAAGCAGAUCAGCAAGAAUUCGAAAGUGAGCAGUUCCAGAACGGAAAUGAUUUAAUUUUGAAUCCAUCCGACUUUGAUUAUCUACUUACAAAAGGCAAUAAUAGCGCGCCAAUUGACCGCAGUUCGAUAUUAUUAAGAUUCGAUCCUUUACUUGGUAUGCCAGUACCUGUAAGUCAAAUUCAACAACAACCAAUAAAACCAUCACCACAAAUAUUGCAACAAAUUUUGGGCAAUAACUUAGCUGCGAAUCUAAGUCCUACACUCGAAGAGGACGAACACUCAUCAUCGGCUUCAACAUUAUUAAGUGGCAAUAAUCAAUCGCUUGUUGUCGAGGCAGAUAAUAAGGAAAAAGCGCUUGGUCUCAACACAACAGACGAAGAAGAAAGUGCCAAAUUAAAGCAAUAUACGGCUAAAGUUUCAUCUGAAAAAUCGCAAAUCAAGGAACAACAACAAACGACAAAUUUCAAUAAGCAUGCCAAUAUGAGUGUCGACGUGAUUAAGGAUAUGAAUAUCGAUAACGAUUGCAAAAAAUCAUUUGAGAAUUCGAACUCACAGCCCGAUGAAAAACAAAUAAAUUACAAAAUGGAUGAACUCGAGAAGAAAAUUAAAAACGAAGUACUCAAAACAGAAGAUAUCGAAAAGAAAUUAAAAGACGCUGAACAACGGGAGGAGGCGUUAAUCAAGCGGAUAACAGAAAAAGACAAAACAAUAACUAAAAUGACCGGUGUCAUUGAAGCGUACGAAAAAGCAAUUGCUGAACUAAUCGCCGGGAAAGAGGAAUUAAUACAAUCUUACGAGAAACAACUGGCGGAGGCGAAAGCGGAUCGCGACUCGAAUUAUCAGCAUCUCACGUCACUCGAAACGACAUUUGCCGAUCUGCAUGUCAAAUAUGGGAAAAGUAAGGAGAUGACGCUGCAGUUGAAGUCCAACGAAGAAGUAUUAGUGGCAGAAAAGCGACAGAUACUGGAAAAUUUGCGAUUACAAGAGCAACGGUAUGAAAAAAUGAAGAAUCAUGCGAUGCAACAGCUAGAAAUUGCCAAUAAAAAGCUCGAAUCGCUAAACAAAGAGCACAGUAUCGAAUCCACAAAACUGAAAGCAUUACUCAAAAAGGAGGAAAUAUCACGCGCCUCUAUCAACGAGCAAUUGCAGCAAAAAUCGCGAGAAAAUGCGGAGCUGGUUAAAAUAUGUGACGAACUAAUUAAUGGACAAGGAAGUUAAGUGGUUUAAGCGGGAGACGUCGGUGUCAAUGUCAUCGUCGUCAGCGCAGCGACCUAUCAACUGUCGCAUUCGUCACAUUAUGACUUGCGUAUAGUCUCGCCCGAUAUAUGUAUGUGUUUUUUUGUACUUGUUAUGUAUGAGCGCCAAGGCCGAAGAGCAAAACGGAACGGAGCAUAGCAUUGCAUUACAUUACAAUUAACCGUUAGUUAAUGUUAUUUAAGUUGCCUGAUUAGCAAGCAAUGUCGGCGGCAUAUGCACGCAUGCGUGCUUUUAACCGUCUGUUGCGUUUAAGAAAAGCAUUCAUUCAGUUCGCAGUCAUUCAUAAACGUUUGUGUGAUUAAUUUAAUAGUUUGCUCUCAUAUUUAGACAUAUUGUAGUUAUAUUAUUAUUAUUAUUAUAUAUAUUUUUUUUUUUUUUUGUUUCGUUUGCAUUUCACAUCUACGCUUACAUUUCACAACUUUUUUCUAUUUUAUUCUUCUUUGCUACAUAUAUAAUAAUUGUUAAGUAAUUUUUGUAUGAGAAUAAAUGGGAAUAUGUGAGCAAAUAUUGCAAAAACUUCAUAUUAAUUCAUACAAACCACAAAUACACAUAAACAUACAUUAUAACAUAAAUAAUACCUCGAAAAUAUAUACGUGGAAGGAGGCAUAAUAAAACUAAACGAUUUUAUGUUAGUUGUUGUAUGUAAUGUAUUGUAGUUGUAAUUGUAUACUCUCUUUACAAUUUGCAUAGGUAUGCUGUGAAUUUACUAAUAUGAAUUUCUCUUCAAACGAAGCUAACUGUACAAUCUCUUUAACUCGUAAUUUGCUUGUUAAAAAUCAAACUGAAAGGAAUUAAUUUAUGUAUAAUGAGUUGUAUUAUUGCAUAGGCAAUUUAUUUGUUUUUAAUUUUUCACGCCAACCACUCGUACUAAGAUAGCAAAUUUUGAAUAAAAGUAAAAUCGAAUUCAUUAAAAAGUAACAUAAUAUUUCGCCCGUUUGCACUAAGAGUAUCGUAAUCCAAAACAUGAGAUAAGUACGCAUGGAUAAAUAAGAACUGGUUCAAAAAAAAACCUAACAGCAAACGCCAGAUUUUAUAAACUCGAGAAUUUGUUCGUGUUAUUAUUAUUUUUUGUGUGUACCAAACACCUUGUACUGGGCAAUAUAAAAACCGAAGUAGUUGCUAUGCAAUUGCUAUGAUUUUCCGUACAAAUGUUCUGUAAUAUGCAUGAUAUAUAAUUUAUUCGAAUAUAAAGUUGUAUUUAUGAGUUUACAUAAGUGAGGUGAAAUUCCAUUUAAAAAAAAUUCUAAUUUUUUAAGGCGCCUAUAGCCAUAAAAAUGUGCGGAUGGUAAAUGCUUAGACUUUUUUCCGUGCUUCUCCAAUAUAAGUGAUUUAGCCAAUUAACGAGCCAACUUCUAUUAUUAUUACUGACUGUAGGAAGUUGUACUUCCUACUUUGCGUGCAGAAAUUUUGUUUGACCUUUUUUUUUUGGUGGUGUAUUCACAAACUUUAAAAUGGUGAAUAUUAGCACGCUAUGCAGUAAGCUGUUAUUUCUCCUUGGUUAUAAAGGCAAUUCUUCAGAAUGUUUCACUUUCAAUUUUAUGUAAGAAAAAUGAAGGUAAUUUGAUAGCAGCGGCCAUAUCUUGGCAGCGCUUGCAUUAACUACAAACUAAAUUGCAUAUUUCAAUGUUCAGAACAUACAUGCCAAGAAAUAAGAGGUGCCAAAUAAAGAGCCUCGCUAAUAAAUCACAUGUAUGUCUGAUGUUCAAUCGUUCCAUUUUUCAGUUCGGCGAAAAGCAAAUGAUUGAAUGUUGUAAUGCAGCGCUGCAUCUGUUGCAUAAUUUGUUAAGCUGUUCUUUAGUUGCCACACUUCAUACAAAACCUAAGUUCACAUACUUUUUAACUUUCGGUUGCAUGUGUUAAAUAUAAAAUGCCUAUUUUGAAACUUAAUCAAAACAAGUAUAUUUCAGUUACUACAAACAUAAGAACAUAAAAAGAAUAAAAGAAAAAAAUUAAAUAUAUCUUCCAAAUAGUUUACAACACAUGAAGAGCAAACAUAUGUAAUCCUUUAUAAAAUUAUCUAAUCUAAAUCACAUCUUAAAAAAUACUUUAUUACUCUCGAAACUUGCAUACGCACACAAACAGCAGGCAAAAAUCCAUCAUAACGCCGUUUUUCUACUCUUGUACUUAAAAUUGAGCUGAAAACGAAGCACAUUAUGUUUAUAUGAUGUCAUUCGAGGGGAUUUAAGCAACUCUCUAAAUGGAGCUCGCUUCCGUCUGGCGUUCCGAAAACACAAAACAAAAAAAAUGUCGUUGACUCAUGUCAUGCUGUAGUAAUAAAACUGUAGAAUAAGAUUAACAAUGAAUGCGUUAACUCAUUUGCAUUGAACAAAGAACAUAAUUUGUAAAGUCAAGGAAACCAAAUGUAUGUAACUCUAUCUAAAAUUUUGAUUCUGGCAUAAUUAGUGCAAAGGAAAAAUAAGAUCUAAAAAAUAUUUUUUUAAGAAACUAACUUCAUAAGUAAACAAAUUAUGCAUAUUUACACAUCUGCAUACACCAUACAUAAAUACGUAUAAUUCAAUACAAAACAAACCCCUAUGUAACAUUCUGGACAAAUACAAAUUCCUGCUUUUGGUAUGUUCUAUGGGUUAACAGUUGUGUAGUGCAGAGCGUAAUAUUUAUUAUCCAUGCAAUCGAAGGAAACGGCGGUGAAGAAGGAUGAAAAGAGGGAGUGAAGAUAACUUGUAUUUAAGUAUUAAAAAUAUUAAAAGGAAUACAAUAUAUAACUGAAUUGCACACUGUAGUUGAUCUAAGAGUGACAUACCUACAUAUGUAAGUUUAAAGAAAAGUUGAUUUAACCAUGGAUGAUAUUAUAAUAAAAGGAAAAGAAAAUAUUAAUAAAUACUUAUAUACAAUGAA